UCCAUACACAUAACACAACAUGACACAACAUCAACACAUAACCAUAACCUUAUAAAUUUCAAAAUUUCAGAUAUACAUAUUUCGUGUUAUUUGUUAUUUAGUUUUUAUUAUGGUAUUUAAAUGUUGCGUUAAUGGUUGUAAUAAUUACAAUAAGGAUGCUCAAAUGCAUAUUUUUCCAAAAGAUAGGGCGCUUUAUGAUAUUUGGAUUAAUAAAAUUGACAGAGAAGACUUGAAGGUGAAGCCUAUGGACAGGGUCCGAAAGUCAUACCGCAUUUGCACAAUUCAUUUUGGAUCAAAAGCCCGCUAUGUUGGAUUGAGAAAUAAGUCCACCUUGAAAUGUGAUGCUAUUCCAUCUUUGUUUCCCAAUACUGUUCACAGGAGGGAAGGAUAGAAAUGUGGUUGCGAGCCUGUAAUAGGGAAGAUUUACUGGAUAAAUCUUGUGAAGCACUGUCCAAAAACUUCAAGCUAUGCGAAAAGCAUUUUGCAGAGCCCUGUUUUGUAGGAACGGGAAAAAAGCGAAAACAUAUUAUGUCUGAUGCUGUUCCUACACUAUUUGCUCAUAUAGAUGAUGAUAAAGAACCAAUAAGAAAACAUAUUAUUUUAAGAGGUAAGCAUUCAGGUAAUAUGUAA
This is a messenger RNA of Diabrotica virgifera virgifera (western corn rootworm), 630 nucleotides long. RefSeq names its product 52 kDa repressor of the inhibitor of the protein kinase-like. Gene Ontology annotation, molecular function: sequence-specific DNA binding. The record is from RefSeq and is a predicted model, not a curated record. NCBI's taxonomy places the organism in Eukaryota, Metazoa, Arthropoda, Insecta, Coleoptera, Chrysomelidae. The coding region runs from base 110 to 391 and encodes 93 amino acids. The transcript has 3 exons.